ACCUGUUAUCACGUUGAGAGAGGUUUUCCGGAAUUCAUGCCGUUUACGCCUGGACACGUAAACCACUUAAAUAAAACUGAGAGUAAUCGUUAUCAUAAAUUGUUAUCCAUGUUUCUCUCCCGAAAUCGAAGUUGAAUACGCCACAACUAAGAGAUUAAAGGCAAUACGAAAGUGUUCCAACAAAGACACAGAUUCUCAACAGAAAUGGGGAAGAAGAAGCAACGGAAUUCCCGACCCCAGAUUAUAGACGCCUCAUCUUUAACGAAGAAACUUCGACGUUUCUCCGAAGAUUAUGUGAAGAUUUCUGAAGAAACCAGUACUCGUGCCAGGACGUUGGUCAAAGACUGCAUUGAAGGCCAGAUCAUAUCGUACUGCCGAGACAAUUCCAUGAUUGAAAUACUAAAGCUGGAGUAUACCGGCAGCUUUUACGAGGGUUUAAAGACUGAAGCUGCUGAUGAGGCCGACAUUAUGGUAAUACUGAAAACACCAAGUACAGGGAUCGAAGUCAUCCAAUCCAAAUUUCCCGGGUACGUCCGACUCAGAGCAAGAAAUGCCCAAAUGUUCGAGAAGUAUUUAAGUACAGAAGGCUACAUUAAUGCCAAGAAGCUUCGAAAUAGCUGGUUCCACAGUCUUGUUCACCAAGCAAAGAAUAAGGUUAAACCAAAAUCGCCAUACUCUGAGGUUCGUCUGGAUGUGCGUAGUCACGGACCAGCUGUCCAGGUGGACAUUUUCAGGAAUGGAAUCUCUGAUGAGAAGCUUUUAUCAGUUGAUCUCGUCCCUAGCCUCGAAGUCGAGGGUAGCUGGUAUGUGCCCAAGCCUUUUAAAGGGAAGCGAUAUGUGUCUAAUGAUGAGUUUCUUUGGAGGCAGUCGUUUUCGUUACAGGAGAAGCAAGUACUAGAGUCCAUGGACAGGGAAGACCAAGGCUGUAGGCACGAGCUCCUUCGAAUCGUGAAGACCGUAGUCAAGAGGCCAGUGACAUCUUUACCACUGGAUUCAUACCACUUGAAGACCGCCUUUAUGCACUAUAUCGAAAGGAAAGGCCUGGACUGGAGUAAAGACGCGUUGGGGAGAAAUUUCUUUGGAUUUCUUACAGAAUUACAGAUUUAUAUGGCGAGCAGAAAUCUUCCCCACCGUUGGUUGGAUGAUGUUAACGUUCUGGAUGAUUUCAAGGGAGGGGUUGUCCAGCAGAUGGCGAAUCGUUUAAGAAGGAUCCUAAACAGCGAAGUAAGGCUGAACAAGAUACUCCAAUAGCCUUCAUGACUCUGCCAUGUCUGUCUCUCUCGUACAAUCAAAGCUAUCUAUCAUUUUAUUGAACUUUCGAUUAUCGAUUUUGGAAAUGGCUAAAUUUAAACGCCAGAACAUGUCCCUUGGAGGACAUCAAAUUUUAAGUUUAUUCACCAUAUUAUUUUGUUCCCUAUCACCUUGUAAGGUGGUUUACCGCUCCAACCUAUAUUCAUUUUGUGUUUGGUUACCUGGCAUCUGAACACAACGAAAUUAAUAAAGGGAAAUGUCUUACCGUUAUUAAAAAAUCAUUGAUAGCAAAGCAGAAUUGAAUAGUUUUUCUUUCUAGAGACCAAACGACGGGUAGCUAACAAUUAUUCUUCAAUCUUUGUUCUCAUUUUUUUUUCCUGGUACAAAUUCCACAUUCAUUGGCACGCUUAAGGUGAGAAAAAAAAAAGAUUGGUUAUUUGACGGUAGACAGUUUUCCCCUAGCAUUAAACAAACAAAUGGAAAAUAAACAGACAAAAAAGUGACUUCGUAGUUUAACUUGUGCUGUCGUGCAAGUUGAAUUCAUUUCCGCAAGUGGACCAGCAACUGUCCUAUAUCUAGAGGUAUUAUUUAGUGUUUGUUGAAAUCUGACAUCUUACACGCUCAUUUAUUCUUGGAGACAUUUCUUCAAUCAUAUCUUCUAAAUGAAAGCAAUUGUAUUGUGACUCCCGCAUGGCUCAUCAAAUGCUAUUAUCAUUUUUUUCAUCCGUUCUUUUCUUUUUCAAUUUUGUUUCUAUUCAUUCAUCCAUAUUUGAUAAGGCUAAAUUAAUGAGGUAGCUUUCCAGGUCAUUUGCGGGUUUUUUACAAUGCAAUUCAAGAUUUAAAACGCGCUAUUGGAAAUUUAUCCCUGUGUGGCAUAUCGUUUGCCUUUAAUCCGUCCAACGAGGCGAAAAAGCAUCUGGAUAAAUUUUUUUUCGAGUGCUCUUGUUAGUUAAAUUUCAAAAACAUUACAUUAGCGUGCAAGUACUGGUUUUCCAAAUGAUUUUUCCUUUAAAUAACUUUUAAAGAAAUAUUCCUCGUAAUUAGAUCAAAAUCUUGUUUCGCCUAGUUCAUAUCUACACAAUGCUGUUGUUUUGAAGACGUUCAGUAAUGUUCAACCUAGCUUGCUAAUAAUCAUAUUUUUUUAAAAAAAGCAUCGUAAAGUUUAUGGCGUAAUUUGUUCUGCUUUUGUUUUUCUUUCUUCCUUGUUGGCUUUUUUUUCCCGCUUUUAACGCUAUGUAGGACAAAAGGGUAAGAAUUAGGGUAAUUAGCGUCCACUAGUAAUGUAAAGUGCAUUAAAAAGUGUACGUUUUAAGUAACGUUAAGUAAUUAGUAAUUUCAUAAGUAACGUAACUUAACUAGCUGUAUCGCUAGUAACGCAACGUAAUUAGUAAUAUUAUAAUUAAAAAAUAGCAGUAUUGUAGGUAAGGUAACGUUAUUAGUAGUAUUGCUGUACGUAUAGUAUCGUAGAUUGUAUUAGUAUUGUAUUGUCCGCUUUAUAGAUCCUGUUUCUGUAGUUGGAAUGAAGCUAAGUAAUAAUAA
Pocillopora verrucosa is the source of this 2790-nucleotide messenger RNA. NCBI's taxonomy places the organism in Eukaryota, Metazoa, Cnidaria, Anthozoa, Scleractinia, Pocilloporidae. The record is from RefSeq and is a predicted model, not a curated record.